Molecule: messenger RNA, 3004 nt
Organism: Lytechinus pictus (painted urchin)
Lineage: Eukaryota; Metazoa; Echinodermata; Echinoidea; Temnopleuroida; Toxopneustidae
Product: NAD-dependent protein deacylase sirtuin-6-like
Exons: 8
Coding region: 110-1594 (494 amino acids)
Biological process (GO): negative regulation of transcription by RNA polymerase II
Cellular component (GO): nucleus
Molecular function (GO): histone H3K9 deacetylase activity, NAD-dependent; NAD+ binding; transcription corepressor activity
Source: RefSeq, a predicted model, not a curated record
CCUCGGACACUGCACUGUCUGCAGACUGCAUGCACUGACACGGAAAGAAAUUAGCAAGCUUUUACUUUCAGCUUUUUUCUCAUCUGAAUUUCAUGAAUGUAUAUCGAAAAUGUCUGUGAAUUAUGCUGAAGGUCUUUCGCCAUAUGACCACAAAGGGAAAUGUGGUCUUCCUGAGAAAUUCGAUAAGCCAGAGGUAGUUUCAGAGAAAGUAAAGAAACUUGCAGAUUUUGUGAAGAGGAGUCAUCACAUUGUAGUACACAGUGGGGCGGGCAUCAGUACUGCAGCCGGCAUUCCAGAUUUUAGGGGACCCAAAGGGGUAUGGACAUUGGAGAAGGAGGGAAAGAAGCCAGAGGUGAAUGUGACCUUUGACACGGCCAAGCCUACACUUACCCAUAUGGCAUUAGUUGAAUUGGAGAGGAGAGGAAAACUGCAGUAUCUGAUCAGCCAGAACAUUGAUGGACUUCACUUAAGAUCUGGCUUUCCAAAAGAUCGGUUGUCUGAACUGCAUGGAAACAUGUUUGUAGAGCAAUGUCACAGGUGUCAGAGACAAAGCAUAAGAGCCAUGCCAGUUCCUACAAUGGGAUUGAAACCAACAGGGAAUCCAUGCAGUGAUAGACCAGGAAGAGGAACGUGCAGAGGAAAGCUACAUGACACUAUCCUAGACUGGGAGGAUGCUUUGCCUGAAACAGACCUUAUACAAGCUGAAGAACAUUUAAGGAAGAGUGAUUUGUCGCUAUGUCUCGGGACUUCAUUGCAGAUCAUACCCAGUGGGACAUUACCAAAACUGACCAAGAAGAAUGGAGGGUUACUGGUCAUUGUCAAUUUACAGCCAACCAAACUGGAUAAGCAAGCUGAUCUGAAGAUCAAUUACUAUGUUGAUGAUGUCAUGACACAGUUAAUGGAGCAUCUUGGUUACCAGAUUCCGGAAUACACCGGACCAAGUUUGGUCCUCACAUCCCAGCAAGGACUAUCUGUCGAUAGCAUCAAAGAAAGCAUACAUGAAGGAGACUCGAAGGAAGACUGCAAGAUUGAUAGCGAAGAUAGACAGAAGGUAGAAGUGAAAGAUGAAGUAGCAGAAGGACUGAAUGAUGGACCAAGCAACCUGAUAAAAGAUGAAUUAAAGGAGGAUGUGACAGAUAAAGUUUCAGAGGACUUUGAAGUUCCUUGUAGGGUCAAACUUGAAGCAAGGUCCAAUGAAACUCCGCAUGAAAAGACAGAACAAAAUCAUGAGAUUCUUCAAAAGAGUGCCGCUGAAGUGAUUCAAGAUGCAGCUCCAGAUUCAAAAUCAAAGGACAUCCCAAGGGGAAGUAUUAUCGGAACAUGUGAACAUGAUGAUGAAUAUGGCAUGAAGAAUAAUAAAGAGACGACAUGUGAAGUAGAUAUCAAAAGGACACCAAUGGAUGAUAAAAGUGAAGGCAUGGAGCAAGAGGUAGAAGACAACCAAAUUAAAUGUACUGGUCUGACUAAUACUGGACAAGUUGAGCCUUAUGACGGCUCUUUAGGUGUAGGAAAGACUGAGGUUGAUGAGAAUGUUGAUAAUGUAAGUACUGGAGCAUUGAAGAGGGACGUAGAAGGUAACAUCAAAGUUUCAUGACACCUAACCCUGGUCUUUUCUAUUGAGAAAUUUUGAAAUGUAUUGAUGCAAUGAUGCAACUCCUGCAAAUUUUGCAGUAACGGUUUUCAAAUUAAAUGGUUUGCGAGUAAAAUUCGUGAAGUACAUUGUUUAACCUGUUGACUUGCGAAUUGUGUCAUUCCCAUAGGCUUUGUACAGGGAUCACUCAAUUCCAGUGGGCAAUUGGUUAACCCUCAAUAUGAUGAUUUGUUUAAAAUUAAGAACAUGGGGAUAAGUGAAUGCUAGUUUGUGAUAUCCAUUCUUGCAUGGCACAUAUUUCUGUCAAGAUAUGAUACUCUAAGGGCCCGAUGCAAAAAGAAUUUUGUUUAUACACAAGUCAUAAUAUCAAGCGCAAGUCCCAAGUGUCCGCUCUUGAUUGGUUGAAAAGUAAGUUGCGUAAGAUUUUUUAGAGUUGCAUUUGAUCGCAACACUUUCUGCAACGGGCCCAGGCACUCUACAAUGAUGAUGCACUUGAGCAUUCAGGGAAUAAAUUCCAACCAGGUGACCAUUUACCUCACCUGGUGGGUGUUUCAUAAAGCUGUUCGUAAGUUAAGAGCGACUUUAAGAACGACUGGUAAUCCUUUCUUGUGGUAAAUGGCAUAUUCAUUGGCGAUGGUUUCGCACAUAAGAAAGGUUCACCAGUCGUUCUUAAAGUUGCUCUUAACUUACGAACAGCUUUAUGAAACGGCACCCUGGUCAAAUGAAUAGGUAGAUCAAUGCCUUGCUGGGUGCUGAGGUAGCAUUUUAACCAUGUGAGUUAUAGUAGGAAGACUAGUACACUGAACCUUGACAUAAAUAAGUGUGAAAUAACCAUAGAACUUUUUAGUUAAAGUUUUAUACACAUAUCUUAUCCAUUAUAAAACUGCAAAUGAACUAGACCUGUGAUUUCACCAGAAAGGAGUGUAAUAACAGGUUGAAUUAAAUUGAAAGUAGAUAUGAUGUAUAGCAGGGAGAAGAUGGUAUUCAUUCUGUCAAAUACUGAUCAUUGUACCUUUUGUUCUGACCAUUCACCUUCUAUCCGCAGCUAUAUUUAUUUAAUAUCAGUAUGACUUCUCUCUUGAUGUUAUUUUAAUCGUUGUCUAUUUGAAAUCUUCUUCAGAUGACCGGCCUUUGUAUGUCAAAUAUUUUUGAUUGCAAAAACCCCAGAGCCACGGAUUCAAAAGUGACCCUUCACCUCAUAUCUGCACCUAAAUACAUUUUUCUACUAUCAGUAUGACUUAACUCUUUAAUGAUUUUAUUUUUUAUCAUCUUGCAUUUUUGAAAUCUUCUACAAGUGAUUGGCCUUUGUACAUGUAUGUCAAAUAUUUUUGAUUGCCAAAACCCCACAGCCACGGAUUCAAAUGUGAUUAUUCACCUCCUAUCUGCACUAAAAUACAUUUAUUUGAUACCAGU